AUGGCUAAAUCAUCCAAUAUCAAGCCUAUUUGGCAGCCCAUUUUGCCACCAGACCAAAUCCCCAUGAACGUCUAUCGCGCCUAUAUCAACCGAAAGUUUAACCAGCGACUUGGCUCCUCUCAAGAAUUGCAUCAAUGGUCUGUUGACAAUUUGCAAGAUUUCUGGGUCGAUCUUCACGAUUAUACAGGGAUUAUUCCGUCGUUGCCUUCGACGGUGACCUCUGCUUUUGAUGAUAGCAUACCUAUGGAGAAUGUGCCUGAAUUCUUCCGCGGAGCAAGCGUCAACUAUGCGGAAAAUGUGGUCUCUGGUCGGGACUUGAGCAAGGCUGCUCUUGUUGGAGUUCGCGAGGGUCAAGACCUAGUUGGCCUUUUCCUGGCGACAGCAAGCAUUGGAGCCAUUUGGACUAGCAUUGCACCGGAUUUGGGUGACGAAGGCUGUGUAUCUCGAUUGCAGCAAGUCACUCCUCGCAUCCUCUUCGCAGAUGGUGAGUCGACGUACAAAGGGAAGAUGCGAUCGAAUGUUGCCAAGAUUCAAAAUAUCUUCAAGGCUAUGAAUACAAAGCCACAGGUGUUCUUGAUUCCAAUCACUGGCGCUCACGAGCCAGCAUUUCCCUGCCUGGAUGACUUCCUCUCAAUUUCACGGAACGAAGAUGAGCUCGGGUUCAAGAGAGUGUCUUACUCUCAUCCUCUUUAUAUCCUCUAUACGAGUGGUACUACCGGCCAGCCAAAAUGCCUGGUACACAGCCACAGUGUCAUUCUACAGCACAAAAAGACAUCUGUGUUGCACAACUCUCUCACAUCCGACGAUGUCGUCUUCCAGUAUAGCAGUACAUCUUGGGUCUUAUGGAAUAUCAUGAUCGGCCAUCUCUCCGUAGGCCCAACUCUGAUUCUAUACGACGGAUCACCUUUGUGGCCCAGUGCAAAGGAAAUGGCGAAGAUCGCAGAGUACCACCGAGUCACUUACUGGGGCUGUUCGCCUCGUUAUUUGCAAGAGCUUGAGAUGACCGGUUGCAUCCCAAAGGAUGAGUUUGACCUGUCCUCUCUCCGCAUGGUGCAAACGGGAGGCUCGCACCUUGGUGAAGACCAAUAUCACUGGUUUUACCGAUCAUUCCCGCCAACUGUUCAUCUUACCAGUGUCACUGGAGGCACUGAUCUGGUCACUUCUUGGAUUGGAACCGACCCAGCUGGUCCGUUGUAUCCUGGGGAAAUCCAGUUGCCUAUGCUGGGGCAGGAUGUAGAUGUUGCUGAUCCUGUCACUGGAGAAUCAAUCAAACAUACUGGCAGACAUGGCGAGUUUGUCUGCCGCAAACCAUUUCCAUCGAUGCCUGUCUUUUUCUGGGGUGAUAAUGAUGGAGCAAAAUAUAAGAGCACGUAUUUUGACAAGUUUGAGAACUGCUGGGCUCAGCAUGACUGGGCAAGUUAUAACCCGCAAACAAAGGGUUGGCAAAUCCAUGGGCGAAGCGACGGUGUCCUGAACCCGCAGGGGAUCCGAUUCGGAAGCUCCGAUAUCUACUCAGUCACUGAGUCCGCUCCUUUUAACUCGGUUAUCUCAGCGACCUUAUGCAUCGGUCGGAGAAGACCUCAUGAUUCCGAUGAAGUAGUCUUUUUGUUUGUCAUCAUGCAGUCCGGCAAGUCCUUCACCGGUCAACUCGCAGUCGAGUUGAAAGAUGCAAUUCGCAGAGGGUUGAGCAGUAAACACGUUCCUCGCUUCAUAGUUGGAGUGAAAGAAGUUCCCAUGACGGUAAAUGGUAAGAAGGUCGAGACCUUGGUUAAGCAGGUCAUCUCGUCUGGCCAACUGCCGAAGACUAUCAGCAGCACCGUGGCGAACCCAGGGUGUCUGGAUCAUUUCAGGCAGUACUAUGAUCUUGAGGUACAGAGUGGCGAUAGAGGCAAACUAUAG
This is a messenger RNA of Penicillium canescens, 1899 nucleotides long. RefSeq lists its product as uncharacterized. The transcript has 4 exons. Gene Ontology annotation, molecular function: acetoacetate-CoA ligase activity. Bases 1 to 1899 code for a protein of 632 amino acids. Gene Ontology annotation, cellular component: cytosol. The record is from RefSeq and is a predicted model, not a curated record. NCBI's taxonomy places the organism in Eukaryota, Fungi, Ascomycota, Eurotiomycetes, Eurotiales, Aspergillaceae.